Astyanax mexicanus (Mexican tetra) is the source of this 6800-nucleotide messenger RNA. RefSeq names its product FIC domain protein adenylyltransferase (gene ficd). The coding region runs from base 185 to 1534 and encodes 449 amino acids. The transcript is spliced from 3 exons. Lineage: Eukaryota; Metazoa; Chordata; Actinopteri; Characiformes; Acestrorhamphidae. Gene Ontology annotation, molecular function: protein binding. The record is from RefSeq and is a predicted model, not a curated record.
UUCACACUGAUGGCCGGUGACAGCGGAGCUGAGAGCGGCGGAUCGCAGCGGAAUUCUCCGGGUUUCUCCGCGUUUAGAGGAUAAAAACAGACUUUCCCGCUACAGACAGGAGGAUCUCUGCUGCUGAUCUUCUUCAUGUCAGGAUGCUGGACGUGUGGCUGAAGCAGAGCGGACUCCUGGACUGAUGGCGGCGUUAGCCGUGCUGCGGCACGUCGGCAGCAGUCCUGUGCUGUGGGGCUGGGGGCCAGUUCUCUUCGUCCUGCUGGGCUCAGUGUUGGUGCUGCUGCUCCCCCUGGUUGGAGUGGAGGAUCAGUGCUGUGCCACGCUCAAGGGCAUCUCCCUGCUGCGCUGUCAGCUAUGGGGCAAUACGCAUCGGCCCGUGGGGCACUCCACCAGCCUCACCGUGCCCUUCACUGCCCUCGAGCUCCUGCCUCAGAGGCCCAAGCCCAGUAAAGAGUCUCAGUUGGAGGCGAAGGCAGCUCUCCAGCAGGCCCUAGAGAUGAAGAAACAGGGUAAGAGGGAGAAGGCUCACAAACUGCUCAUCCACGCCCUCAACAUGAACCCUGACUAUGUUGAUGCCCUGACGGAGCUGGGGACCAUUUUAGAAGAGGAGAAGGACGUGGUCCAGGCCGACCACCUCUACAGCAAGGCACUCGCUCUUUCACCCUGCAACCAGAGGGCGCUGGUGAGCCGGGACCGCACGCUCCCUCUGGUGGAGGAAAUCGAUCAGCGACACUUUGGGAUCAUUGACGGGAAAGUGCGGCGCCUCAUGUCCAUCCCCAAGGGCAACUCGGCACUGCGGCGGAUCAUGGAGGAGACUUACUACCAUCACAUCUAUCACACUGUGGCCAUCGAGGGCAACACCCUGACGCUGUCCGAGAUCCGCCACAUCAUCGAGACGCGCUACGCCGUGCCGGGCAAGAGCCUCCAGGAGCAGAACGAGGCCAUCGGCGUCGAUGCAGCUAUGAAGUACAUCAACACCACUCUUCUAUCCCAGACUGGUGCUAUCACCAUCAACGACAUCCUGGAGAUCCACCGUCGCGUGCUGGGAUACGCCGACCCCGUGGAGGCGGGACGCUUCAGGACUAACCAGGUAUUCGUAGGACAUCACAUUCCACCCCAUCCGAACGACCUGGACCGCCACAUGCAGGAGCUGCUGCAGUGGUUGAACUCUGAGGAUGCGCUCCACCUCCACCCGGUGGAGUUCGCAGCCCUGGCGCACUACAAGCUUGUGUACGUGCACCCGUUCGUGGACGGUAACGGACGGACUUCACGUCUCCUGAUGAACCUGGUGCUGAUGCAGGCCAGAUACCCUCCCAUCACCAUCCGCAAGGAGCAGAGGGCGGAGUAUUACGCUGCCCUGGACACGGCAAACGAGGGCGACGUCAGACCUUUCAUACGCUUCAUCGCAAAGUGCACGGAGAUGACCCUGGACACGCUGCUCAUCGCCACCACCGAGCACGCGGUCGGACUUCCCGGGGCGAGCAGCCAUGCCUGUCCUAACUGUAAGCAGACCAUACCUGCACAUAACUGAAGGUGGUUACUCGGGUCUCCGAAAGUGUCUGGUCGUGUCUUCAUUCUGUAGUCGCUGUCCUACCCAUACUAGGAGUUUAAUUUUCUCUAUGAGAAAAAAAGAAUGGCGUUUUCCUAAAAAUUAAUUGUAAGUUGUCGAUAAUGGAAGGAAUCAUUUUUUUCUAAUAAAAUCAUAUUAGUAAAUCAACAAAAUAUCACAACAAACUAAAGUAAAUGUUGGUUUACUUACUUUAAAACUGUAUUAAAAUUACGUAUAGGAAAAAUAUUAAUAAUAAUAAUAAUAAUAGGAAUUGUAGUCUCAAUAGGCCUGCCACGAUAUAAUUUUUUUAUUAUUCAGAAAUUAUUGCAAUAAACAAUAUUAUUGUCAUAUUAAGACCAUUAAAAGCUAUUUUCAUAAUGAUCAAAUUAAUUAAUUAUAAUGUGGAAAAUCUGGUUUUGGUCUGGUAUUGCAUGACUGGUGAAAGUUCUAUAGGCCUAUUCUUAUGAAACAGGCAUUUUAUGUGACAAAGGACUUUUUAUAGUGAUUUUUUUUUACGCUGUUCUCAAAGUAUAAAGCUUAUUAAUUAGAAUUAAAUGCAUAAAUAUAUAUUACCUGAAUACAGAUGUUUAAACAAGUGUCCAAAUAUUCCAUUCUUUUUUUGUUGUUGUUGUUAUGGUAAAAAAAAAUAAAGCCUAAAUACGACUUUAUUAUUAUUCUUAUUUAUGAUUUUAUAUAGCUAUUAGCAUGGAAGUGGCAGUGUUGAUCUUUUAAUCCUUAAUGACCUAAAAUUCAGAAAGUAUACAAAGAAUGAUCUAUCAAGUAUGUUAAAGUUCUUCUUUUAACAAAUCACAAUGAAAUGAAAAUUCAAAACGCCAUUUAUUUUUCCCAUUUAGAAAUUCAAUACUAAUAUUAUGGCCGUGAUCCAGAAUGAUGCACACCUUCAGUCUAAAGGUUCUAUCAGUUCUGUAGUUUUAGGAAAGUGGACCAUGUUCUAACAAGCAGACUUGCAGGUCCAGGUUGCUUUUGUUUCCAACCCAUCAGAGCUCAAUAAUGGAGCUUAAUUAUCUGAUUAAAGUCUUUAUUUAGUCAGAUGAGUUCGAUGUUAAAUCUUUUUCUUUUCUUUUUCUUUAAGAGUCAAAAGUCUGAUUCGGUACUUUAUGGAUAAAAUAUAAGGGACCACUGUUUUGCAUAUAAUACAGUGCUUCUCACACUGGUCCAGUACACCGAUAUAAAUAUAAAUAUGGAUGUGGAGUUCCUGAGACCAGUUUGAGAAUCACUGGGAUAUGUUAAUAAAAUGCGCACAAAUCGUUCAAAAGGCCAAAACGAGUUCAGCUGCCGCCGAAGCAGCUCUGUUGAGCCAGAGAUCAGAAUAAUGCAGCCAGCUAAUCUCUGCAGGAUCACACCUUUCAUUAAUAACACUUUAAAUUAAGGGUGCAUUAUGGCAGAAUGUUACAAAAAGUGUGAUUAAUAAUGUCUUAACUAAUUAAACUUAACAAGUUUAAUAGUCUUAACUAAUGUCAGUUAAUAAUUAGUUGAGAUAUUACUUAAUCAUUACAAUUUUGUAUUUAUUACUGUCGUAAGUGCUGUUUUUACUGACCCUUAAAGUAAACUGUUACCAGUUUAAGGUAAUUCUAAAUCAUCCUUAUUGUCUUGUGCAGCUCUUUCCAAAUCCUGGUCUUGCAGCUUCCUUAGCCUGGAAAGAGCACAAUUGGCCUUGCUCUCUCUCUGGGGGGGUAGAUGGAGCUCUUUCCCCUCAUCACUAUUAGGGUGAUGUAGAUCAGCGCAAGGCGUCCACCACCAUGUGUUCCUAUCAUGAUGGUGUCCCUAAUUUCUGAAGGAAGUGCAAAACCAGCGUUCCAGACAAAUGCAAGAUAUGCGAGGCAGCAAUCAUGCGUACAUGAACGUGUUUUCAUAUUGUCUGAUUGUCAAGUUCAUUUACAGUACCAGUCAAAAAUUUGAACACAUCAGAACUAUGAAGGAAUGCAUAUCGUCGCUGUCCUAUGAAAAACACUUAUCUCCAUUUUUGUCGAUUUUCAGUUUAGUACAUAAUUUGAACAGACAAACUGUCUUUUACACUGUGUCAAAAUUUCUUGAUGAACGGACCAAUAGAAACUCUUCAAAAUUACCUGAAAUAAACUGGUUUUACAUUGACUUCCAUUGAAAGUUUACAAGGUUUUUUCCCUCUCCUGUAAAGUUGCUGUUUUGGAGAUAAGUGUUUUUCAUUGGACAGCGACGAUAUGCAAUUAUAAAAAAUAUAUAUAUAUGUUUUAUAUUAGGGGUGGGCGAUAUGGCUCUAAAAUAAUAUCACGAUAUUUCAGGGUAUUUUUGCGAUAACAAUAUACUUGGCAAUAUAGGAAAACUAAAAUAAUUCAUUCAUUUCAGGAAUAUAGUAUAAUAGUAUAACAGUAUAAUCAUAAUGUGGCAAAAUAAAUAAUAUAGCAUAAAAUAAUAUAAUGCAGCACAAAUAUUGCAGAAUAUUUAGUUCAUGCAUAUAAACUGCAAACUAAAACAAUUAUACAAUAAAUACACCUAAAGCUUCACAAUAAAUAAUAGACUACUUUAAAGACAGAACAGCCCUAUUAUCACGACAUGGAUUUUUAAUAUCAUGAUAUUUCUGUGUCACGAAAUAUUGUAUACGAUAUAAAAUUCCCAAACCUAUUUUAUAUUUAUAUUCUGGAAAGUAGCCCCUGUUGCCUACUUUUGGCUGAUUCUCUCAGAUGCUUCUUAAAGUAGAACCUGGAAUGUUUCUCCAAUUGUCUUUAAGAAGUUCUAGAGGUGAAGAGCUCAUGUUUAACUGCUGCUUCUGCGCUCCAACUCAUCCCAAACCACCUGGGUUGGGUUUUUAUACCAUGUGUUUGUGAAAGACAAAUUUGUUUGUAAGUCUGUAAUAUGAAUCUACAAUGCAGUAAAUAAUAGAAAUAAUGAACGGAUAAUAAUGAGAAUGUGUGUCCAAACUUUUGACUGGUACUGUGUAUGGGCUGAUUGAAAAAACUGUCUGAUAUUUAAUUUGGAAAUGUCCAUCACAGUUUGUCUCUUGCACCAAAAGAAAACUGUUCACUGUUCGCUGCCUAAUAUGUUUGUGUAUGCCUCCCCAUUUAAAGUGAUGAUUGGAGUCAUAUAAUCAAUAGUAUUCCCUCCAGCUGUAAACUGGUUUUAAUGUUAUGGCUGUUCAAUGUUGGUUGAACAAGCCCCUUUUUAAUGAAACAUUAUUUUUUGUUAUAGCCUAUAUUUUUCCACUCACCUCUGAUCAAAGUAAAGUAGUGUUUAUCAUUUUUAAUGUUUGGUUCAGUGUUGCUCAUGCCUGACUGCUACAAACAGGUUUGUCUGUUGUCUUGUCUUUACAAAAGAAAUGUAUUUUUUUUCUUUAAAAGAAGAAAUCAGAUAUCACCACUGAAGUCUGUGAAUUAAAUUCUAUUAGCCGAAUGCAUACCCCAAUGCAAGCUAAAUUCAAUAUAUUUCUAUAUUGGCUUCUGUUUAACCCCAUUACUUCCUUUAAGUUGAAACAUCUGCAUAACAUUUUAAAUGUAAAUGUAAAGAAUUUCAUUCAGAGAGGACCCUUUCUACAGAAACAGAAAGUGUGUCGUACCUGAGUUGACAGCAUUACAGUUAAACAUUACCCUGAUGUUUACUCUAUUACAAAACAUUUACAAAAUAAUUGUAAUUUUAUCUAAAUACUUAGCAGUUUACGACAACUUGACAGCAUUUAUACACCAGUUUUUAUCACGAAUCCAGCAUAAAUAUGUCCCACCUUUUGUGUGUGAAGUUAUUAUUGUUAUGCUGAGUGCCAUGUGAACUCAGAUGUUGGAUUUUACUCGUUCCAACUCUUCUACCAGUUUAACUCCUUAGACUCCUACAGGUCCUACACCUACAGAGCCUCACCAACCCAGAGUUCAGAAUCCACUACAUCAACAGAAGAAGAAUUAACAGUACAAAACAGUUUAUGAUCAUUUCUAUCUAUUAGUGUCUCAUUAAAUCAAUUAUAAACACAGUUCUGUUUAGCUUCUGUUUUGGACAUGUUUUAAUGGUGUUUGGUUGGUUGGAGCCACUGGUAUCACUAGCACUCUUAGCAAUACCAGUUGAUGAAUAUUUCCAUUAUACACAAUAGAAACAUGUCCACCAGUAAAAGAUGGAGAGUACUGUGCAUAGGACUAGUUUAACCCUCCUGUUAUGUUCAUUUAUCAGGAACAGUAAUGAUGUUCCUGAGUCAGUUUGAUCCAGUGCAUCUUUAAUUAUCUGAAAAAAAAAAGAAAAUCCAAAUAAACAGUGUGAAUAUUUAAUUAUUAACUCCAUUACUAAUUAUUCUAUCAGUAUUUAGUGCAGUGCUGUUCCUUACCUCUAACAGAUAAUGGGAUAAUUCACUUCAGUUGGGAUAAUUCACUCUUUUUUUUUUUUUUUUUUUUUUAAUACAUGUUCAAACUUUUUUUUAAUGUUUCACUACUUUUAACAUUACUUUAAAUAGACCAACAUAUAAAACACAAUAGUUUUACAUGAACAUUACUUAAAACAUAACAUUGCAAUUUUUAGUUUAGUUUUUGCAGGGGGAGGUUGCAAACAUGUGAUUAACCAUUUGUAUAUAAUAUGUUUAUUACACUAAUUAAGGCAAACAGAAGAAGUUUCACACUGAAAAAAUACUUUUAACUAUUUUUCCUAGAUCUUCAAACUUUAAAAUGGGUAAUUUUGAGCCAGAACAUAACAGGAGGGUUAAGGAGACACUAAUAGAGAGAAAUGCUGUGUAAUAAACUGCAUAAUACCACUGCCUUUACUACUGUUGUUGUUUUGAACAUCUACAUGUUUUUGUUGGUUUAGGAUGGAGAGGUCUGUGCAGAGUGUGAUAAUGCAAAUAUUCCACAAUGAAAGAUCCAGAUUCAGACCACUCUUUACCACUCUAACAAUAAUAAUUAAUUUCACGUGUAAAUCUCAGAUGUUUUGUUUACUGAUCAUUGUGGAUUACCACCAAGACUGAAGAAAUCCAGUGUGGGAUGUUUCUACAGUUCCUCAUUUCACACCAAACCCCAUUCUGAAUGACUAUCACUUAUAUUCCAAGUAUAAUCUGUAGAAUUCCUGUUCAAUACGGGCCAGCCAGUGUGUGUGUUUUUUUAACAAAAUUACAUUUCAUUUCAUUUGAACAAUAUUAAUCUUUCCCUCUGUGCCUUGUGUUCAGAGUCUGCACCAAUAUGCACUUUCUUUCCAUGUGUUUAAAGGAUGACUUAUUUAUUGUGUAUUAAAGAUACGUGAAGCUAUUUUACUACUGUCUGUGUGGUAAAGAUUGAUUAAAUUAUUGAGAGCA